UCAAAACCUGAAAUACAGAUGGAAAAAGGCCUGAGGUGGUCCUGAUCGCUGCUAUCAGGUAAGGGAGCCUAUUUAUAAAAGGAUCUGAGCCGAGGGUGACUUUAUCUGCCGAUUUAUCUGCCGUCCUGUGCCCUUUCUUGAUGCCGGCAGAAUCGGUCGAGCGAUUGGCUCGCAGCCCCAUGUCUGGGAAGAUGUGCAGCAGUAACAACGUGGUGCAGGCACGGCGUGCCGUGGAGCAAUUGCGGGCGGAGGCUGGUAUGGAGAGGGUCAAGAUCUCCAUCGCAGCAGCACAGCUGGUGCAGUACUGUGAAGAACAUGGCCGCAGCGACCCCCUCCUCACCGGCAUUGCCGCCUCAGCCAACCCCUUCAAGGACAAGAAAUCGUGCGUGCUGCUGUAGGCGUCAGCUGGCCCAGACAGCAUCGGCGGCAGAGUCCUGCAGGGGCUCCUCGCCCCCAACAGAGCUUCCACGCCAGAGUCAGCCGGGUCUUAUGGCCGAACCCAAGGCUGCGACGUGUGUGCGCCUCACACGUACGCCAGGGUACUUCCAUCCAGCAUGUGACGGCGUCCAAUCCAUCGUUGAGGGGCUAAAGGAGCCAGAAACGCUGUGAGGGCGCGAGCAGCAGACGUCAUCGCUGGUCCCCAAAGCCCUCAGCAUAAAGGCAGCAGACAUCAGAGGUACACCAUAAACAUUUAUUAUACAUUUUAUGAAUACAUCAUACAAACAGCUGCACGUCUGAAGUAGUGUUUUACUUUCAGCCAAAUAAUUUAAUUUUAAGAUACAAACUCCACGGUGACAGCGGAAACAUAAGGGUGACCAUUAGGUCACCAGCCAGGGUUCAGCAGCCUGUCACCGCUUUAGGCCCUGCAUUAAAGCCGAACGUGAUUCUAGUGCAGACAAUUUCAUGACUGCAUUAAAAUGUAAAAGUAUUUAAGUAGUGCAAACAAUUUCAUGACUGCAUUAAAAUGUAAAAGUAUUAGUAGUUUAAAUCAAAACUGAUGCUAAUUAUGCAAUAUGAUUUAUGUUAUUGGCAACAACUGAUGAUGUCACUGGGUUUGUGCGUGUAAGUUACAUUACUUAAUUUUUGAGACCAAUAUGACUGGUGCAAAAUAAUGACACAAAUUUGAUGAUGUUUAAAAAUGUAAAUAGUUAACUUUUUGUAGGGCUCAGAUGACACAAUCAAGAAUGCCUCCAAUCACAUGACAGAAUCAAAAAUGCCUCCAAUCACAUGAGACAAUCAAGAACGCCUCAAAUCACAUGAGACAAAUCUAAAUGCCCUACAUUUGCAUGACGGUUAUGGAAUUUUCCUUCAUGUACAGCUGCACAGGCUGCUUUUGUGGAAUGGAAAUUGGAAUAUA
This is a messenger RNA of Brienomyrus brachyistius, 1357 nucleotides long. RefSeq names its product guanine nucleotide-binding protein G(I)/G(S)/G(O) subunit gamma-12-like. The coding region runs from base 141 to 398 and encodes 85 amino acids. The transcript has 2 exons. Gene Ontology annotation, cellular component: heterotrimeric G-protein complex. Gene Ontology annotation, molecular function: G-protein beta-subunit binding. Lineage: Eukaryota; Metazoa; Chordata; Actinopteri; Osteoglossiformes; Mormyridae. Gene Ontology annotation, biological process: G protein-coupled receptor signaling pathway. The record is from RefSeq and is a predicted model, not a curated record.